Molecule: messenger RNA, 2117 nt
Organism: Brassica oleracea var. oleracea
Lineage: Eukaryota; Viridiplantae; Streptophyta; Magnoliopsida; Brassicales; Brassicaceae
Product: calcium-dependent protein kinase 14
Exons: 8
Coding region: 260-1858 (532 amino acids)
Biological process (GO): protein autophosphorylation; intracellular signal transduction; peptidyl-serine phosphorylation
Cellular component (GO): nucleus; cytoplasm
Molecular function (GO): calcium ion binding; calcium-dependent protein serine/threonine kinase activity; calcium/calmodulin-dependent protein kinase activity
Source: RefSeq, a predicted model, not a curated record
AAGAGACCUAAAAAUAAAUGAUUACAGAAAGACAUAUCUAAAGGGGAAAAAAAAAACAGAAAUCAAGAUAACAAGAAAUACAGAGAGACUUCGGGAAGGAAGGACUUUUGUUUUUCCUUGUUCUGUUUUAAAACCUUCCUUCCAUAUCUCUCUGUAUUUGAUGAGAAAGAAGAACAGUUUCAUGUGUAUGGCUUUACGUUCAUUUGAUUAGGGUUCUUGUUUCCUCCUUUCACGUUUUCAAGAACAUUAUAAUUGUACAAUGGGGAAUUGCUGUGGAACGGCUGGAUCAUUGAUUGUAAAUGAAAAGCUAAAGAAAGGUUUAAAACUUGCAAAUCCUUUCUCAAUCGACUACGGCCACCGCCACGACGGCGAGAAGCUUGUCGUCCUCAAGGAGCCAACGGGUCGAGAGAUCAAGCUGAGAUACAAACUAGGUCGGGAGCUAGGUCGAGGAGAGUUCGGUGUAACGUAUCUAUGCACAGACAACGAGACCGGGGACGUUUUCGCGUGCAAAUCCAUCUUAAAGAAGAAGCUGAGAACGGCUGUGGAUAUAGAUGACGUUAGGAGGGAAGCUGAGAUCAUGAGGAUUAUGCCUGAGCAUCCGAACAUCGUCACGUUGAAAGAGACUUAUGAGGAUGAUAAAGCUGUGCAUUUGGUUAUGGAGCUUUGUGAAGGCGGUGAGCUUUUCGAUAGGAUUGUGGCUAGAGGGCAUUACACGGAGAGAGCUGCAGCUUCGGUUGUUAAGACAAUCAUGGAAGUUGUUCAGAUGUGCCAUAAGCAUGGUGUAAUGCAUAGAGACUUAAAGCCUGAGAAUUUCUUGUUUGCAAACAAAAAGGAAACUGCAUCUUUGAAGGCCAUUGAUUUUGGUCUCUCUGUUUUUUUUAAACCAGGCGAGAGGUUUAAUGAAAUCGUUGGGAGUCCUUACUACAUGGCUCCUGAGGUACUAAAGCAGAGUUAUGGACCAGAGAUUGACAUUUGGAGCGCAGGAGUAAUCCUUUACAUAUUGCUAUGUGGUGUUCCACCUUUUUGGGCAGAAACUGACCAUGGAGUCGCCAAAGCUAUUCUUCGGUCUGUGAUUGACUUCAGAAGAGACCCCUGGCCUAAAGUCUCUGCCAAUGCAAAAGAUCUGAUCAAGAAGAUGCUUCAUCCUGACCCAAAGCGUCGUCUUACAGCUCAACAAGUGCUUGAACAUCCAUGGUUACAAGAUGGUAAGAAUGCUCCAAAUGUUUCAUUAGGUGAAACCGUAAGAGCAAGACUUAAGCAAUUCACAGUAAUGAACAAGCUCAAGAAAAGAGCACUCAGGGUUAUAGCUGAGCAUUUAUCGGUUGAAGAAGCAUCAGGCAUCAAAGAAAGAUUUCAAGUAAUGGACACUAGCAAUAGAGGAAAGAUUACCAUCGAUGAGCUAAGAAUCGGGUUGCGUAAACUAGGGAUUGUUGUUCCUCAAGAUGACAUUCAAAUCUUGAUGGACGCGGGAGAUGUUGACAAAGAUGGAUACUUAGACGUUAAUGAGUUCGUAGCCAUAUCUGUACACAUCAGAAAGAUGGGCAAUGACGAGCACUUAAAGACAGCCUUUACGUUCUUUGACCAAAACAGGAGUGGUUAUAUCGAAAUAGAGGAGUUACGAGAGGCCCUGGCAAAUGAAUUUGACACAGCUAGUGAAGAAGUUGUCGAAGCCAUUAUCCUUGAUGUUGAUACCAAUAAGGACGGAAGAAUAAGUUAUGAAGAGUUUGCGACGAUGAUGAAAACAGGAACGGAUUGGAGAAAAGCUUCGAAGCAGUUCUCGAGGGAUCGGUUUAAGAAUCUUAGUAUCAAACUGAAGGAAGAGGGAUCCUUAAAUUCUAAUAAUCGCGAUGCAGAGUAGAGCUUGGAAUCCCCAACAGAAAUACUCCAUUAUUCUCAAUCUCAAAAGAUUGAACUGAAUCUGAUUCCGAAGGAAGAAAAUAUUUGUUCUUUUUUUUUGGUUUUUGUUUUUUACUUUCUCACAACGUGUUAGUUUUUGACGGGUAUCAAUUUAAGCUCUAGGCAUUUUUAUAUUGUUGAAAGAUCGAUGGAUCAAGAGAAACCCGUAUCUAUAGAUAAAUUAAAAUUGUAUGUGAGGACAAAAUGUACCAUGCGACAAA